AGCCCCGAACGCGGCCCCGCGACCGGAACUAGAGAACUCUAUGAUCUCACAGGGACUUCCGCUUCCGCCCCCAGCGGGCUCGGUUGGAGAGGAGUUUUCCGCUGGUGCGCAUUAAAGAUCCACAACCAUGACUGACUCCAAGUACUUCACAACCAAUAAAAAAGGAGAAAUCUUUGAGUUAAAGGCUGAACUCAACAAUGAAAAGAAAGAAAAGAGGAAGGAGGCUGUGAAGAAAGUGAUUGCUGCUAUGACUGUGGGGAAAGAUGUUAGCUGUCUCUUUCCAGAUGUAGUGAAUUGUAUGCAGACUGACAACCUGGAACUAAAGAAGCUUGUGUAUCUCUACUUGAUGAACUAUGCCAAGAGUCAGCCAGACAUGGCCAUCAUGGCUGUCAACAGCUUUGUGAAGGUGGUGGCUAAUGCUGUAGCAGCAUUAUCUGAAAUCAGUGAAUCUCACCCAAACAGCAACUUACUCGAUCUGAAUCCACAGAACAUUAAUAAGCUACUGACAGCCCUGAAUGAGUGUACCGAACGGGGCCAGAUUUUCAUCCUGGACUGCCUGUCUAAUUACAACCCUAAAGAUGACCGGGAGGCUCAGAGUAUCUGUGAGCGGGUAACUCCUUGGCUAUCUCACGCCAACUCAGCAGUGGUGCUUUCAGCAGUUAAAGUCCUAAUGAAAUUUCUAGAGUUGUUACCCAAGGACUCUGACUACUACAAUAUGCUGCUGAAGAAGUUGGCCCCUCCACUUGUCACUUUGCUGUCUGGGGAGCCAGAGGUGCAGUACAUCGCCCUGAGGAACAUCAACCUGAUCGUCCAGAAAAGGCCUGAAAUCUUGAAGCAGGAGAUCAAAGUUUUCUUUGUGAAGUACAAUGAUCCCAUCUAUGUGAAACUAGAGAAAUUGGACAUCAUGAUUCGUUUGGCAUCCCAAGCUAACAUUGCUCAGGUUCUGGCAGAACUGAAGGAAUAUGCCACAGAGGUGGAUGUCGACUUUGUGCGCAGAGCUGUGCGGGCCAUUGGACGGUGUGCCAUCAAGGUGGAGCAAUCUGCAAAGCGCUGUGUAAGCACAUUGCGUCUCAUCCAAACCAAAGUAAAUUAUGUGGUCCAAGAGGCGAUUGAUAUCUUCCGCAAAUACCCCAACAAAUAUGAAAGUAUCACUGCCACUUUGUGUGAGAACUUAGACUCACUGGAUGAGCCAGACACUCCAGCAGCUAUGAGUUGGAUUGUGGGAGAAUAUGCUGAAAGAAUUGACAAUGCAGAUGAGUUACUAGAGAGGUUCCUGGAAGGUUUUCAUGAUGAAAGCACCCAGGUACAGCUCACUCUGCUUACUGCCAUAGUGAAGCUGUUUCUCAAGAAACCAUCAGAAACGCAGGAGCUGGUACAGCAGGUCUUGAGUUUGGCAACACAGGAUUCUGAUAAUCCUGACCUUCGAGACCAGGGCUCUAUUUAUUGGCGCCUUCUCUCAACUGAUCCUGUCACAGCCAAAGAAGUAGUCUUGUCUGAGAAGCCACUGAUCUCUGAGGAGACAGCUCUUAUUGAGCCAACUCUGUUGGAUGAGCUCAUCUGCCACAUUGGUUCUUUGGCCUCAGUGUACCAUAAGCCGCCCAAUGCUUUUGUGGAAAGAAGUCAUGGAAUCCAUCGCAAACACUUGCCAGUACAUCAUGGGAGCACUGAUGCGGGUGACAGCCCUGUUGGCACCACCACUGCCACCAACCUGGAACAGCCUCAGGUUAUCCCCUCUCAAGGUGACCUUCUGGGGGAUCUUUUAAACCUUGACCUUGGUCCCCCAGUCAAUGUGCCACAGGUAUCCUCCAUGCAGAUGGGAGCAGUGGAUCUCUUGGGAGGAGGACUAGAUAGUCUGGUGGGACAGUCCUUCAUCCCAUCAUCAGUGCCUGCAACCUUUGCUCCUUCACUUACUCCUGCUGUGGUCAGCAGUGGUCUGAAUGACCUAUUUGAACUCUCCACAGGGAUAGGCAUGGCACCUGGUGGAUAUGUGGCUCCUAAGGCUGUCUGGCUGCCUGCAGUAAAGGCUAAGGGCCUGGAGAUUCCGGGAAUACUUACUCACCGCCAAGGGCACAUCUAUAUGGAAAUGAACUUCACCAGCAAAGCUCUGCAGCACAUGACAGACUUUGCAAUUCAGUUAAACAAGAAUAG
Molecule: messenger RNA, 2148 nt
Organism: Globicephala melas (long-finned pilot whale)
Lineage: Eukaryota; Metazoa; Chordata; Mammalia; Artiodactyla; Delphinidae
Product: AP-2 complex subunit beta-like
Biological process (GO): intracellular protein transport; vesicle-mediated transport
Cellular component (GO): membrane coat
Source: RefSeq, a predicted model, not a curated record